Molecule: messenger RNA, 840 nt
Organism: Peronospora farinosa
Lineage: Eukaryota; Oomycota; Peronosporomycetes; Peronosporales; Peronosporaceae
Source: the annotation of a GenBank genome assembly
AUGGAUACAGAGGGUAACGACGAGACAAGCGAUCUUCCGACGGUAUAUGAUCUCAUGCAGGAGGUGACACGCCUGCAGCAAAGGGUGCGCGACAUUGGCGACAACGAUCUCAGCAUUUUUGUGGAUGAAUGCGAUGCAAACGACGACUCUUUGUCAGCUGAACAAACCCCACCACGGUACCGACAGAAGAUCGGCACAUUUAGUGGCAACUCCGACAGCUUUUCGAGGUCGGGCAUCUAUUCCGGACGGAAAAUGACACCUCCCGUGGGCAACAUGUCGCCCUACAAGAAGAGCGGUAUCAUGGCAGCGGCUUUUGUACCAAAGACACCACCUACGAAACGACGUGACAGCUCUGCUGGUUGUCGCACAGUGCCACGUUCUACGCGUGUAGCAGCUUUAACCAGAGAAAACAUCUCGUUGCUGCCCACCCCAAACUUUACAGGUUCGAUUUGUGGCUCCCAAAAGUCUCGCACGAGCAAUUGCACGGACGACGGCACUGUGUUUUCACGACUGUAUCAACCAGAUUUCUACAAGAACCGUGAAGAAAAGUCCAAGAACAUACGCGACCGGCGCGAGAGUUUCAACUGUUCGUUCACGCCGCGCAUUAAUCGGCGUGACUCGAUCUCAUCUCUAGAUUCAAUCGGCUCGAGCUCGCAGACAUCGAUGAUGUCGGCCAUGACGGACGUUGUCAACGUGUCCAGUCGUCUGUACGACCCCGACUAUGUCCGCAAACGCAACGCGCGACUGCAGCGUAUGCGACAAGAACGUGAGAUGCGCGAGUGUACGUUCCGACCGAGUAUUAAUGCCAAUGCAAGUGCUACGACCCGUAAGAAGGUAUGA